Adineta ricciae is the source of this 654-nucleotide messenger RNA. The record is from the annotation of a GenBank genome assembly. Lineage: Eukaryota; Metazoa; Rotifera; Eurotatoria; Adinetida; Adinetidae.
AUGGGCAUUCAACUCUCUUCGACGCGUUCAAGUCAAAUGAAACAUCGUUCAGGGAAAGUAGAGAACUACGUUGGUAUCGGAGCAUCCGAUACCGUUGGACUAGGCACGUCGAAUCCAUCGGUUGAUGGUUGGGUUCCACGAUUUGCUUCGUUAAUCUCCGCACAGCAAACCAUCAAUCUUGGUCGUAGUGGAUCAACUCUUGACGAUGCGUUAAAGCAACAACUGCCAAAAGUGUUCGACAAAAAACCCGAUGUCAUAACUAUAUGGCUGGCUGUGAACGACUUCAAUCAACAAGCUUAUGACCGCUCCAUUCUAACGAGUUACACAGCCAAUCUGCAGCUAAUGCUAUCUGAAUUACGAACGAAAUUAGGUGACAAUACCCGAAUACUUGUAGGGAAUAUUCCCGAUUUGACUAAAGUUAAUAUUUACACCUCACUGGGCAUUCCAAAGCUUCUCCUCGGUAUUCAAGUAAAACGGUGGAACGAUGCGAUUAAACAUAUCGUGAAAAAGAAUCAUUGCGAUUUAGUAGAUUUAUAUUCUCACUGGAAGGAAUUGGAUGAACAUCCCGAAUACGUCUCUUUUGACGGAUUUCAUCCAUCCGUAGAGGGUUAUCAAAGACUUGCACAAAUCUUUCAUCAACAAUAUCUCAAAUAG